AUGCCUAAUGCUCAGCAAGCCAAAGCUUUGGGUGCAUCGCUGGUGAACGAGCCUAUCGAUGCCAUUUUCACGUCGGAUCUGAAACGGUCAGCAGAUCCAGAAACAGAACAGUGGCUCUCCCUCCUUGAAGACCGACCCCGGACUUCGAGAACAGUACUUUGGCAAAGCCGUUCGGCACGAGCCGGGGCAACGGCUUCUUCAGAGAGUCGGGCCGCGUCUUCAGGUUCCCAGAGGGCGAGUCUUUGGAGGACGUGCGCGAUCGUGCCAACGAAGCAGCCUGCACUCCGGGAGCAUUAUGGCCACCCUGCUGCGGCUUACCAUAUCGUAGUUGUCGCGCACGGCAUCUUCAACUACGAGCUCAUGGGCGCUUUGCUGGUUCGCCGACCUGAAGGCAUUGAGAAGAACUGGACAUAUAGAGGAAUGACGAAUAUAGGGUACAUCGGAGAGAUGUCGCCACACCGUAUCGCACUCGCCCAGCUGCCUACUCUACCUCCGCUGGAAGUCGACACUAUGGCCCUUGACGUGACGACUCACCUGGAGGGAGUCAAGAGACAACGAGGUGGAAUUGGCUCGGCCGGUUUCGACGCCAAGCAACAAUCCAUCAAGAAAUUCCUCAGUGGAGCUCAGGAAUGA
Messenger RNA from Trichosporon asahii var. asahii CBS 2479, 633 nucleotides. RefSeq lists its product as uncharacterized. Bases 1 to 633 code for a protein of 210 amino acids. Lineage: Eukaryota; Fungi; Basidiomycota; Tremellomycetes; Trichosporonales; Trichosporonaceae. The transcript is spliced from 6 exons. The record is from RefSeq and is a predicted model, not a curated record.